AUGGAAGGUCGGAUGGAGCCUUGCGUCGGCACCGUCGUGACGUGGUUCGACUCUGCACGCCGCUGGACAGCCAGCGACGCGAUGGAUCUCCACAUCGACAUCGCCUUGACGCGUCCACCUACGCCGUCGGAGACCGCGGCUUACGGCGAAUUCGAGUCGCUCUCCACUACAACCCGAAGUCGUGGUCCCAUGGUGGAGUUUGGCCGUGCCACAACGGCACAUGGCAGGGAUGGCGCUGACAGCCCCCACGAGGGGAAGUCGGGCUUUUGA
Molecule: messenger RNA, 270 nt
Organism: Spirometra erinaceieuropaei
Lineage: Eukaryota; Metazoa; Platyhelminthes; Cestoda; Diphyllobothriidea; Diphyllobothriidae
Source: the annotation of a GenBank genome assembly